Molecule: messenger RNA, 2916 nt
Organism: Branchiostoma floridae (Florida lancelet)
Lineage: Eukaryota; Metazoa; Chordata; Leptocardii; Amphioxiformes; Branchiostomatidae
Product: cholinesterase 1-like
Exons: 10
Coding region: 296-2071 (591 amino acids)
Biological process (GO): choline metabolic process; acetylcholine catabolic process
Cellular component (GO): plasma membrane
Molecular function (GO): acetylcholinesterase activity
Source: RefSeq, a predicted model, not a curated record
UUGCCCGCUGUGUUUGUCUCGCUUGCGGAAGUUUCGUUUGCUUUGGUCUUUCUAUUUUUCCUGAUGAUCACGUAACAUUUUAGCCGAUCAAUGUUGUAGAGAAGUUAAUCGGAACUGGGUAGCGUACGAAAACAACGGGGCCUGCCGGCAAAAAUAGAGUCAACUUUCUGGAUCUUCUGAAGGAGCCUGACAUCGAGACUACCCAGCUGUUUACGCGGCUAGCUAGGCUUCCCGGAGCGAGCGUUAGGUUUAGCAGCGUGCACAUGUCCACAACUCCUCGGGGCCACGCCGCAUCAUGCUCCGCCACCGUUCCCCGAUCGCCUGCGCCCUGAUCCUCGGCGCCUGGCUCGCGUCCGCCCGUGGCGAUCCCGUGGUCCGCACGGCGACUGCUACCAUCCGCGGCGUCACCAAGCGCUUCACCGGCGCAGGCCUCAGUCGAGAUGUGGACAUCUUCAAGGGGGUUCCGUACGCCGAGCCGCCGGUGGGGAGGCUGCGGUUCCGCCCGCCCAGACCCCGGAGCCUUGCCGGCGAACUGGACGCGCGGGCGUUCGGCAUGGUCUGCCCGCAGACCGGCUACGGGCCCGACGUGCCCGACCCUUCGGUGCAGAGUGAGGACUGCUUGACGUUGAACUUGUAUGUUCCCAAACCAGCGCCGCAGGACGGCGCUGUUAUGGUGUGGAUCCACGGCGGGGCGUUCCAGAUGGGCUCCGGAUCCGGAUAUGACGCCACGGCGCUGGCCGCCAUCGGUGACGUCAUCGUCGUGACCUUCAACUACCGACUCGGACCUCUUGGAUUCCUUAGUACAGGAGACGUGGUUUCGCCGGGAAACUUCGGGAUGUUGGACCAGGUCCAGGUGCUGAAAUGGGUACAACAGAACAUACAAGCGUUUGGAGGUAACCCCGACAAGGUGACCAUAUUUGGAGAGAGCGCGGGCGGGGCCAGCGUGGGGAUGCACCUCGUCUCACCGGCCAGUAGGGGGCUCUUCUCACGGGCCAUCAUGCAGAGUGGUACGGGUCUGACUGAUUUCGCUUUCCGUCCGUCUGGCGUGGCGGACGCCAUGAGCCUGGCGGAACAGCUGGCCUGCAAUACCUCCAGCAGCCGCACGAUGGUGUCAUGUCUACGGGAGGUGGAGGCCCAAGUACUGGUCAACUCACAACCGCAACAGAUGUUGAAAGCAAAAUGGAUCCCAGUACUGGAUGAAAACUUCCUACCCAGAAGCCCCCGGGACUCUUUCCAAGAUGGCGACUUCCAGCGGUCCGCCAUCUUGUUGGGCACGGCGUCGGACGAGGGGGCGUUGAUGCUACUGAUGGAACAGCCAUUGUUCCUCACUAUGCAGAACCCAGGGAUCAGCAGGCCAGAUUACGAGUCCAUCAUAUCAAACUGGGCCGACUACAUGUACGGAGACGCCGCGGAUCUGGUUACAGAAGCGGUGCUGUACCGCUACACUGAUUGGUCAGACGCGUCGGACUCGGCCAAUCGCGUGCAGUACGUCCGGCAGACGACAGACUUCUACUUCGUCUGUCCGACCAAUCAGAUUGCAGACAUUUACGCGGGAGCCGGACAGAACGUUUAUGUGUAUCAGCUGACUCAUAGGUCAGGCGCGUCGAACACACCCCCAUGGGUAGGGGUACGUCACGCCGAUGACGUGCAGUACGUGUUCGGCUUCCCGCUGCUGCCGCCCUACGACCUGCCCGAGUACGAACUCCAGGACGAGACCCUGUCCGUCAACGUCAUACGUUUCUGGAGCAACUUCGCUCACACUGGGAACCCAAACCGCGAUGCUGACGGGACACGUCUCGAAGACGCCCCAAGAUGGCCGAAGUUCUCACGGAACGGGACCAACAGCUUAGCGUACAAGAAGCUGGAGCCGGGCCUGCCUAACGGCCGCGCCCUGCGAGCGGAGUUCUGCGCCUUCUGGGACAGAUACAUCCCGCACGUGCUAAACAUCAACUCAGAUUUGAAAAUAUCGACCAGAUGUCGCGAGUCGGCACCAGCAGCGUCCUCCUCAUUAACGAUAAGCAGUCGAUUAUUUACAGUUUUGUUUGUUUUAAUGAUUUGUUUGUUGAAUUAGAAUGAAGGUUCCAAUGUGUCUGUGAAUAGUACUGUCCUAAACCUAUCUUUGUUCCAACACGAAAAAGAAAGAAAACUCCAACCAAAAUUUCGUCAGUCUCCAUACUGCCUUCCUUAGCACAAAUUGCCAUUGCUUAAACACGUGACCCGAAGGACACGUGACUCAUUAAGGGUCAAAGGUGACUGAAAGUCUAUAUCGUCCCCCGUCUCAUCCGUUGAUAGGAUUGCGCGUUUGGACUGUUACGUGACGGAAGCUGUAGGUCGGUUAUAAUCCUUUGUUGUAGAAACGAUUUUAAAAAAUCGAUGUGUUGGAAUCAAAGCUGAGUUGAAGACAAUAUCCAGUGAAGUGAAGAUCGUCAAUUGUCUCCUUCAAAGAGGGUCUUCAAGAUUGAGAAGACGUCGUCAAAAUUCUACCUCAUUCCGUGAGAAUUAAGAUCUGUUGCAUGUCGGGGUAAUACAUAUUGCAAGUUAUAAACUACGCGUAUUGUGUUCGUUAUAUGGUUAAGCUGCAAUGUAUUUCAUCGUCAUGAGAAAUCUAUUAACAACGUUAUAAAAAUGUCAAAACAACCAACAUUCUUUUGAGGUUAUCUCGUUUAGGCUAAGGUAACAUUUCCAAACCGGGGUCCGGCCGGGCUGUUUGUGGAAUCGAAAAAUAGAAAUGUAUACGCAAAAAUAUAAACAUAUAAUGCCGACGAUUUUUCUCUUUACGUCUUGUUUUUCAUUUCAUACAUUUCGUUCCCAAAAGUUGCCCGGCCGGGCCCCGGUUUGGAAAUGUGACGCAGUUCUUUCGGUGAGGGGGCAGCGAAAGGAGACAAAGUAAUAUAAACAAACAAUACAACAAACAAA